AUGGACAUCGUAAGCCAGUUAGGUCAGAACCACCGCCAGAGCCAGACCAUCCUCCGUCGUACCACCACCAAGGCUACGAUGAUUCUGUUGGCCACUCGUCAUGGCACUCCCAUUCCCAACACUGGUCCUCCUCCGACCAGUACAAUGAUGAUGAAUGGGUCCACCUCACGUCCACUCACUGAAUUCUCCCAACCCACCAAAUCCAAGAAAGCCUCAACAUGGGACGCACGAUCAACAGCUUCCACAUCGGUCCCAGCGGGCAUGGUCCGACUGUCGGUGAAGGACACCACCAAACAAGAGUGGAUUGCUGAUGUGAAAUACUGCCUUGAUCAUCCAUAUCGGAUGCGGGCCUUCAAUGAGCUCACCGACAGCGAACGUCCCGUAAUCCACAGAUUAGUGGAUGAGGAUGAACACCAGGCAUUUUGUGACCUUCUAAAGGAAUUUGACGAUUCUAUUCCAGAUUGGGUGAUUCAGGAAGCUGCUGCCGUCAUGGGGUCGGUGCAACUUCACACGGAAAUCAAUGCAGAUAUGCUCAAGAUUCUUGAGAUCCCAAAGACCUCACACAAAGCAUUGCUCAUCAAGGUCGAUGGUCUUUCCCGCUUCCCACAACCUGAACCCUUCAAGAAACAGGAAUCGUCUGACGAGCAUGGAGACUAUUAUCGGCGCAGCGAGUACUACCGACGCCACCAAGAUCGUGAACCGGACGCGUCAGAACCAGAUUGGUCGGCCAACAACCAAUGA
Molecule: messenger RNA, 741 nt
Organism: Cladocopium goreaui
Lineage: Eukaryota; Dinophyceae; Suessiales; Symbiodiniaceae
Source: the annotation of a GenBank genome assembly